Meleagris gallopavo (turkey) is the source of this 4069-nucleotide messenger RNA. It is a transcript of the gene KLB, whose product is annotated as klotho beta. Gene Ontology annotation, biological process: carbohydrate metabolic process. NCBI's taxonomy places the organism in Eukaryota, Metazoa, Chordata, Aves, Galliformes, Phasianidae. Gene Ontology annotation, molecular function: hydrolase activity, hydrolyzing O-glycosyl compounds. The record is from RefSeq and is a predicted model, not a curated record.
CUGCCUUGCAGGUACAGAUCCAUUGCUAUCGAGCAACUCUGAUUGUAGCAUGAAUACAUUUUACAUGACUUUAUCUGAAGAGAUCAAGACUGGCAGGCAAAAUUAAACUCUGGGAAAAGACCCCCAAGCCCUUCUGGCACUCUUAGAAUUUAACAUGUGAGUCACUAAAAAUUUUAAAUCACACUUUAAUUGAGGACUUUGUAAUUAGAAUUUUGUUUCUUCCUCAUUUCCUUGAAAUACAGUUUCAGGAGGAACAGAGAACAGGACAGCUUCUUAGCACCUUGUCACCUGUAUGUUCCCAUGCGAGUGACCAAGCUUUCUGUUUCGCUCAGGUAACCUAUUUCCCCGCAGUAAGAACACAGCCGAGGUGUCUCAGUGACCACACAGAGGCCACCUCCCUAAAAAUUACGCUGUUCUCUGACCCACCCCAGGUCUCACAGUUCAGGCUAAACAUUAACAAGGCUUUUACAAUCACAAGCUUUUAGUGAAGCUUUGAUAAGACACUCCAGCAGUUAGCAGCAAGUGAAGACAGCCUGCACAGCAGGGAUUCCAGGGAAUGAAUGGAUUUUUUUCAGUAUUGGUGAAGGGAAUCUGACUUUUAACACUGGCGUUAUAAAGCAGCAUAAUGCGUGGCCGACAGCUGAAGAGAUUUGUUGCUUUUUGGACAUUAGUUUUCAUAAGGAUAGUUGCUGGGCUUGCCGGAGAGGGAAGAUCUGUGUGGAAAAAGGAUCCCAACUCCAGUCCUGUGAGUGAAAGACAGAUGUUUUUGUAUGACAGUUUCCCCACAGAGUUUCUCUGGGGCGUAGGGACGGGGGCAUUCCAGGUGGAAGGCAGCUGGAGGAAGGACGAGAGAGGACCCUCCGUCUGGGACCACUUCAUCCAUGCAGAGCUCAGAGACACUGACAGCGCAGAUGUUUCCAGUGACAGCUACACCUUGCUGGACAAAGAUGUGUCAGCUCUGGAUUUUUUAGGAGUUACCUUUUAUCAGUUUUCAAUCUCAUGGUCAAGGCUUUUUCCCACUGGACUGGUAGCAGCUCCUAACAAAAAAGGACUCCAGUACUAUAACAACCUUAUUGACUCUCUGAUCUACAGAAAUAUUGACCCUGUGGUUACCCUGUACCACUGGGACCUGCCCUUGACGCUGCAAGAACAAUAUGGGGGAUGGAAAAAUGAAUCAGUCAUUGAUAUCUUCAAUGACUAUGCCACCUUUUGCUUCCAGACCUUUGGGGAUCGUGUUAAAUAUUGGAUUACCAUCCACAAUCCUUAUUUAGUUGCUUGGCAUGGGUAUGGCACGGGUAUUCAUGCUCCUGGAGAGAAAGGGAAAAUAACUACUGUCUACGCUGUAGGACACAAUUUGAUCAAGGCUCAUGCAAAAGUCUGGCAUAACUACAAGAAACACUUUCAACCAUAUCAGAAGGGACUGAUGUCCAUAGUCUUGGGAUCCCACUGGAUCGAACCCAACAGAUCGGAAGACGCUUUGGACAUUUCUAAAUGCCAGCAGUCUGUGGAGAGAGUACUUGGAUGGUUUGCUAAACCCAUCCAUGGGGACGGCGAUUAUCCAGAAGAACUGAAAAAUGAAUCUUUUUUGCCACGCUUUACUGAGGAUGAAAAAAAGUACAUAAAAGGAACAGCUGACUUCUUUGCAUUUUCCUUUGGUCCUGAUAACUUCAAACCUCCAAACACUCUACCAAAAAUGGGACAAAACUUGUCGCUCAAUUUGAGAGAAGUACUGAACUGGAUUAAACUGGAAUAUGACAGUCCUCGGAUCUUCAUUGCAGAGAACGGCUGGUUCACUGACAGCCAUGUGAAAACCGAUGACACCACCGCCAUCUACAUGAUGAAAAACUUCAUAAAUAAGGUGUUGCAAGCUAUUAAAUAUGACAACAUAGAUGUGUUCGGUUACACAGCCUGGUCACUCCUUGAUGGCUUUGAAUGGCAGCAUGCCUACAAAAUCCGGCGUGGAUUAUUUUAUGUGGAUUUCAAAAGUGAAAAAAAGGAACGGAUUCCCAAGUCAUCUGCACUUUAUUAUAAACAAAUCAUACGGGAAAAUGGCUUCUUCCCAAGAGAGUCUACACCAAGUGUUCAAGCUCAGUUUUCCUGUGACUUCUCCUGGGGUAUUACUGAGUCUGUUCUGAAGGCAGAGUCAGUGGCAUCCUCACCCCAGUUCUGUGAUCCAAACCUCUACCUGUGGAACAUCACGGGAGAUGGGCUUCUGCACAAAGUGGAAGGAGUGAAGCUAAAAACCCGUCCGGCACAGUGUACGGAUUUUGUCAGUAUUAAAAAGCAACUUGACCUCCUGGAAAAAAUGAAAGUCACCCACUACAGAUUUGCACUUGAUUGGUCACUGAUUUUACCCAAUGGAGAUUUGUCAGUGGUCAACAGACAGGUGCUGAGGUAUUACAGAUGCGUGAUUAGCGAAGUGCUAAAACUCAACGUCCAGUCUAUGGUCACCCUGUACUACCCAACGCACGCCUACCUGGGCCUGCCGGGCCCUUUGCUGCAGACAGGAGGGUGGCUCAACCAGUCUACAGCCUACGCUUUUCAAGACUACGCGGCUUUAUGCUUUCAGGAACUUGGUGAUUUGGUUAAACUUUGGAUUACAAUAAAUGAGCCUAACCGACUCAGCGACGUCUACAACAGGAGCAGCAGCGAUACAUACCGGGCAGCACACAAUUUGCUAAUAGCGCAUGCCAUGGCCUGGAGAACAUAUGACGAGCAGUACCGGUCCUUCCAGCACGGCAGAGUGUCCCUGUCCCUGCACUCAGAUUGGGCCGAGCCUGCCAACCCCUACUUUGAGUCCCACACCAAAGCUGCCAACAGGUUCCUUCAGUUUGAAAUAGGCUGGUUUGCCGACCCCAUAUUUAAGACCGGAGACUAUCCAGCUACAAUGAGGGAAUACAUCCACUUUAAAAACAGAAAAGGCCUCUCACACUCUUCACUGCCAUCUUUCACAAGCGAGGAAAGGAAGCUCAUUAAAGGUGCAGCUGACUUCUACGCGCUGAAUCACUUCACCACACGAUUUGUGAUUCACGAGCCCCAGAAUGGGAGCCAGUAUGAGUUUGACCGUGACAUCCAGUUCCUACAGGACAUCACCUGCCUGAGCUCCCCUUCCCGGCUGGCAGUGGUGCCCUGGGGAGUGCGCAAGGUUCUCAAGUGGAUUAAAAGAACCUACGGUGACAUAGAUAUCUACAUCACAGCAAAUGGAAUAGAUGACCAGUCCUUGGACAACGAUGAGCUUCGGAACUAUUACUUAGAAAAAUACGUACAAGAGGUUUUAAAAGCAUACUACAUUGACAAAGUCAAAAUUAGAGGCUACUAUGCAUUUAAGCUGACCGAAGAAAAAUCUAAGCCCAGAUUUGGAUUCUUCACUUCUGACUCAAAAGGAAAGCCUUCAAUAAAAUUUUACAAUAACCUGAUAAGCAAUAAUGGCUUUCCUGCCGACUACUCUGUCUGUGAUCCAUCCAACAAUGACAAGCAGUGUAGCUUCUGUUUGUUUGUUUCUCAGAAGAAGCCGUUAAUAUUCUUCGCCUGCUGUCUUUUCUCCACUCUGAUCUUGCUUUUAACUAUUAUUGUUUUUCACAAAAGAAAAAGAAGAAAACGUUUUAAGGCAAAGAGAAUCCAGCGCAUUUGUGCGUCACUUUAAUAAGGGGCACAGGCCCACUUUCAACAGGAUUCAUGACUGUGCAUUCUACAGAGGACCAUGUAGAACAGGCAACUGCAGAAAAGCACUAUGUGAGUCACUCCAGUUAUACACACCGAACACCUCAGUUGAAAACAGAAGGUAACUGUAUGCACAGGAAAACAAGCUAUGAUACCUGCUUGAAAAGUGAAAUCACUUUUCUCCACUUUCUGUACGUAUGAAGAAAACGUUAUGCCUUUCCUGUGCCUUGGAAUAACCUUACAAAUUGUGUGACUUGAAAAGAGAUAUUAGUCUGUGAGAACUGAUAUGCACUUUUAUACAAACUUCUUUGGACCAAAACUUCCUGUGAUGUAUAUUCAUGCUAUGAAUGAUGUUAAACACGAAGAUGCAAUUGGUAGUUUAUAAAUAAAAGUGUUAGCAAACACCAAA